Messenger RNA from Gadus morhua (Atlantic cod), 2236 nucleotides. RefSeq names its product v-myb avian myeloblastosis viral oncogene homolog-like 2b (gene mybl2b). The transcript has 15 exons. Lineage: Eukaryota; Metazoa; Chordata; Actinopteri; Gadiformes; Gadidae. Gene Ontology annotation, biological process: regulation of DNA-templated transcription. The coding region runs from base 248 to 2155 and encodes 635 amino acids. Gene Ontology annotation, molecular function: DNA-binding transcription factor activity, RNA polymerase II-specific; RNA polymerase II cis-regulatory region sequence-specific DNA binding. Gene Ontology annotation, cellular component: nucleus. The record is from RefSeq and is a predicted model, not a curated record.
AGGACAAAAUAAGGGCGCGCGAUAAGAUUACUUGAGCGGGGACAACAAGCUUUCCAGCUGAUCGAUUCGUCCGCCUUUUUCAACACAACGGCGAACAGUUUAAUAUCGAAGUGCAGAUACAAGUAUCUCCCAACAAGUAAUCUGGAGAUCACGAUCUAUUAUCGAUAAUACAUGCAUUUGCACGUGCAAGAGCAAGCAUAUAUAUAUAUAUAACCAAUUCUAAUUGUAAACAACUGUUGUCUGGGCGAUGUCCUGGUGGUCGAGAGGCGAAGAUGGCGAAGAAGCCAUGUGUCAGGACACGGAAUCCGACGUGGCAGAAGCGAAGGAUUGUGGAAAAGUAAAGGUUAAAUGGACGCAGGAAGAGGAUGACAACCUUAAGGCGCUGGUUCAAAAAGUGGGACCUGCUGAUUGGAAAUGCAUUUCAAACUUCAUACCGAAUCACACUGAACAGCAGUGUCAGCACCGGUGGUUCAAGGUUCUGGAUCCAGAUCUAGUCAAAGGACCAUGGACAAAAGAAGAGGAUGAGAAGGUCAUAGAACUGGUCCACCAGUAUGGGAACAAGCAGUGGGCGUUGGUUGCCAAACAGCUGAAAGGCCGCCUGGGGAAGCAGUGUCGAGAGCGCUGGCACAACCACCUGAACCCCGACGUGAAGAAGUCAUCCUGGAUGGCCGAGGAGGACCUGAUUAUCUACAAGGCCCACUGUGUGCUUGGAAACCGCUGGGCGGAGAUAGCCAAACUGCUUCCUGGAAGGACGGACAAUGCCGUAAAGAAUCACUGGAACUCCACCAUUAAAAGAAAGUUGGAGAUGGGCUUCUUUGCUGGGGCGGUCUUCAAGCCAAAUGAGUAUGAGGAGCUGUUGGCUCGUGCUGAUAAAGACUUGCAGAUGCCCCAUAGCUCUGAAGCGGACAAGGAGCCAGCACAGAAAAUAUCUACCCAGGAAAUUAUGACUCCAACUGACCGAAAAUGUGCUCAAAGGAUAGCAGCUCCUUCUGUGGAUCCUCAUCCUCCUUCUUCGUCUUCAAAGGAGACGUUGAGCCCCAAAAUUGAGCCUGACGCCUCAGCAGAAACCAGCUGGGUGGUGGACAGCUCUGGCUUCCUCUCCCCCACCGGCCCGGUGUUAAAAGAAGUGAUGGACAUGGUAGAUGGGGACAUCGAUGGUUGGUGCAACCUUUCGGCGUUUGACCUAGCUGAGGACAGCCAGAGCCCCGAGCGACACCAGUUCCGCCUGGAAGGCAGCGCUCUGCAGGAGCUCAGCAAGGGCAACAAAGGCGAGCUCAUCCCCAUUUCUCCAGGGGGCAUCACGCCGCCCUCCAUACUCCACCGACGGAGCCGCCGCCGCAUCGCCCUGUCCCCUGGAGACGGCAACUCUAUGACACCCAAGAGCACGCCCGUCAAGAUCCUGUCCUUCUCUCCCUCACAGUUCCUUAACAUGUGGACAAAGCAGGACUCCCACGAUCUGGAGAAUCCGUCCCUGACGUCCACACCGGUAUGCAGUCAGAAGGCCACCGUCACCACCCCGCUACAGCGAGACAAGACGCCCCAAAUCCAGAAGGAAAACUCUGUGUUUAUUACACCAAAUCACAAGUCAGAACUAUGUACUACUCCACGAACCCCGACGCCAUUCAAAAAUGCCAUGGAGAAAUAUGGUCCGUUGCAGCCUUUGCCUCAGACUCCUAACCUGGAAGACGAUCUGAACGAAGUCAUGCUCCGGGAGGCUGGGAUUGAACUGGUGACGAUCCAGAGUACUCCUGAGCCUCGCCGUAAAUCCAUGCAUCGACCUCCUAUGAAGAAAGUGCGCAAGUCUUUGGCGCUAGACGUAAUCGACUGUAGGAAGACACUAGCCACCAAACUCAAACCUAAUAAGCCUGAACCAAAACGCUCCACACAGGCGGAGACUUCGCUCUCCAUGACCCUGGACCUGUCGUCUUCGUUUUGCACCAAGAGGGAUGAGAACGUGUUGGACCAAGGCUUCCUCAUGGAGCCCAGCGAGUGCAUGCCCCAGCCCUGCUCCCUGCCCCUUAAGCCGAUGUCAAAAGACUGGGAGAUGGUCGUGUGUGGAAGAACCAAGGACCAGCUCAUAAUGACCGAGAAAGCCAGACGCUACCUGCGGUCCCUCCGAUCACGAACCGCAAACCGCGCGCUCAUCCUGUCCUAAUUGCCCUUCUUUCUCUCUCUAGACUCUCUCCUUCAAACUCUUUUAAUUCCUCCACAUGCCAAAACGAAGUCACCAUCGUCC